AUGACUUUUGAUUCAUUAGAAGAAGGGGUGAAAUUCUAUGAAACAUAUGCUAAGGCUUGUGGUUUUGACAUUAGAUCAGGGACUAAGAAAGUCUAUAAAGGUGUUGUUACAUCUGAAUACUAUUUGUGUAAUAAACAAGGGAUGAGGGAAGAGAAAUUAGGUGCAUUGACAAGAAGGCUUGUAACUCGUGAAGAUUGUUAUGCUAAAAUUGUUUUUCAAAGGACUAAAGAGGGUAAAUAUUGGGUUUGUAAGUUUAUUGAAGCCCAUAGCCACAUUCUUGCCUCACCUAUUUCUAGGCAACAUUUAAAAGGGUCAUGUAGUUUAAACAGUGGACAAAAAAGAUACAUUAUGAACAAUUUGAACUUGAAUAAAGGUCUAACAAGUUCAUACAGGAUGUGGAAAGAACAAGUAGGAAGUUAUUUAAAAGUUGAUGAUACUAAAUCUCUAUCGAAGGCAAUUUGGGCAGAUGGUAUUAGUAGGAGAAACUAUUCAUUGUUUGGUGAUUCGAUAUGUGUGGAUGCUACUUAUGGUACUAACAAGUAUAAUCAAAUUUUUGUUCCUUUCAUAGGUGUUGACCAUCACAAAAAAUGUGUUACUUUUGCUGUCGGUCUUAUUAGUAGGGAAGAUAUAUCUUCUUAUACUUGGUUAUUUGAAUCUUUUUUGAGAGCAAUGGAUGGAAAACAACCAGAUUCCAUUAUAACAGACCAAGAUCCAGCCAUAAAAAUUGCUCUACCCAAUGUUUUUGACAAGUCUAUUCAUAAAUUCUGUUGUUGGCAUAUAAUAAGGAAACUAACUGAUAAAGUUUCUAUUGAGUUACGUAAUGAUGAUGAGUUUUUAAGAAGAAUUAAUAGACUUGUAUAUAAUAGGGAUAAUCGAGCCCCAUGA
Amaranthus tricolor (Joseph's coat) is the source of this 885-nucleotide messenger RNA. RefSeq names its product protein FAR1-RELATED SEQUENCE 7-like. The transcript has 2 exons. Gene Ontology annotation, biological process: regulation of DNA-templated transcription. Bases 1 to 885 code for a protein of 294 amino acids. The record is from RefSeq and is a predicted model, not a curated record. Lineage: Eukaryota; Viridiplantae; Streptophyta; Magnoliopsida; Caryophyllales; Amaranthaceae.